Coccidioides posadasii C735 delta SOWgp is the source of this 1704-nucleotide messenger RNA. RefSeq lists its product as uncharacterized. Gene Ontology annotation, cellular component: cytosol. The record is from RefSeq and is a predicted model, not a curated record. NCBI's taxonomy places the organism in Eukaryota, Fungi, Ascomycota, Eurotiomycetes, Onygenales, Onygenaceae. Gene Ontology annotation, molecular function: L-glutamate dehydrogenase (NADP+) activity.
CUCAUCUUAACUCAAAUCCUUUCGUCCCAAAGGUCGGCGGGAAAGAAAAGAAGCCAACCCAGAUCUGCACACGCACCAAAGCUUGUUUUUCCCCAUCUCUGAGAUCAUCUCUCGUUCCCUGCCAGAAAGGUCCGGAGCUCCCUGGGAAUAAAUCUUUCUUUCCUCCUUACAUUCUUCCCCAGUCUUUUUUGAGGCACACACAAUCAAUACACACGCCCGACGUAUAACCUAUACACGAACAAAAUAGCAGACAUGUCCCAUCUUCCGAUCGAGCCGGAGUUCGAGCAGGCCUACAAAGAAUUGGCCUUCUCCCUCGAAAACUCCACCUUGUUCGAAAAGCACCCAGAGUACCGCAAGGCCCUCCAGGUCGCUUCCAUCCCCGAGCGUACCAUCCAAUUCCGCGUCACCUGGGAAAAUGACAAGGGAGAGCUCGAGGUCAAUCGGGGCUACCGGGUUCAGUUCAACUCUGCGUUGGGUCCGUAUAAGGGUGGUCUCCGCUUCCAUCCCACCGUGAACAUGUCCAUCCUCAAAUUCCUUGGUUUCGAGCAGAUCUUUAAGAACGCACUCACCGGAUUGAACAUGGGCGGUGGUAAAGGUGGCGCCGACUUUGACCCCAAGGGAAAGUCCGACAACGAGAUCCGGAAAUUCUGCAGUGCUUUCAUGAUGGAGCUGAGCAAGCACAUUGGCGCCGACAUCGACGUUCCGGCCGGUGAUAUCGGUGUCGGUGGCCGAGAGAUCGGCUUCCUGUUCGGUGCCUACAAGAGACAGAGACACAUCUGGGAGGGUGUCUUGACCGGAAAAGGUCUUAGCUGGGGUGGUUCCCUAAUCCGCCCCGAGGCCACCGGUUAUGGUCUCGUUUAUUAUGUGCAACACAUGAUCGAAUAUGCCACCAACGGCCAGGAAUCGUUCAAGGGAAAGCGUGUGGCCAUCUCCGGCUCCGGAAACGUCGCGCAGUACGCCGCCCUCAAGGUCAUCGAGUUCGGUGGAACCGUGAUCUCUCUCUCAGACAGCAAGGGUGCUCUCGUCAUCCGGAACGAAGGCGAUUCCAUCACUCCCCAAGAGAUCUAUGAGAUCCAGCAACUCAAAGACCAGCGUAAGCAGCUUUCCGCCCUUGCCGACGCCCCGCACUUCAAGGACCGAUGCGUGUACAUCGAAGGAGCCCGGCCCUGGUUGCACGUCGGCCAAGUGGAUGUGGCCCUCCCAUGCGCCACCCAGAACGAAGUGUCUGGACCCGAAGCUCUGGGGCUGAUCCAGAGCGGAUGCAAGUACAUCGCCGAAGGUUCCAACAUGGGCUGCACGCUCGCCGCCAUCGAGCACUUCGAAGCCCACCGCCAACUGCACAAGAAAGGCGGCGCCGUGUGGUACGCCCCCGGAAAGGCCGCCAAUGCCGGUGGUGUCGCCGUCAGCGGUCUCGAGAUGGCCCAGAACUCGCAGCGGCUAACCUGGACCGCCGAGGAAGUCGACCAGAAACUGAAGAACAUCAUGAAGGUGUGCUUCGAAACCGGUGUCAGGACCUCCGAAACCUACACCGCGCUGAGCGAGGGCCAGCUUCCAUCCUUGGUCAUCGGUAGCAAUAUUGCCGGUUUCAUUAAGGUUGCUGAGGCGAUGAGAGACCACGGAGACUGGUUCUAAGAUCACAACGCGUCGUCUUUUUUUUUUUUUUUCCCCUCUCUCUUUUGGCUUUUUGGCCCCCCCUCAAACCAU